AUGUCAAACCAUAGAAUUAUUCCGAUGGAUGUAGGGUGCGGUAUAUUGAGUCAGCUUCCCGUCAAGGCUCUUCUCCGUUUCAAGAGCGUGUCAAAAGAAUGGUGUUCCCUAAUCAAUGAUCCCUAUUUCAUCAAACUCCAUCUCAGACAAUCAAUGGAAACCAACAGGAAUAAUCUCAACAUCAUUCUUAAAGAAAGAAUAUCCGGUAAACUCCUCUCCGUAGGCUUUGAUUCCGUCAAUCUCGACAAUCCCAGAGAACUCGAUCACCCGUUGAAGCGUCGACCUGGUGCAGUACCUGAUGAUGAUUAUGAUUAUGAUUAUGAUUAUACUCAAGUUGUGGGUUCAUGCAACGGGUUACUCUGCUUAACCACUUACGAUCAAAUAUAUGGGACAGUCGUGUUGUGGAACAUCUCGACGGGGGAUUACAAAGUUUUACCCAAUGAGCUGGUGAAACUACCACCGACAUGGGGCGAAGUUGAGCAAGUGACCUUCUACGGGUUCGGGUACGACUCCAUCAAUGACGACUACAAGCUAGUAAGGAUUGUUCAAGACAUUGACUUGUCAAGAAGCCCUCCGCUCCUAGUUGAAGAAGUAAAAGUUUACAGCCUUAAAGCAAAUACAUGGAGAAGGGGUGAAGAAAUCCCUAACCACUACUUUCUUCAGCACUUUUCGAGAAAGGUCGGUACGUUUGUUUGUGGGGCUUUACAUUGGCUUGGAAUCAAAGAAAGAACAUGGGAAUCUCCCAGCAGCGUCAUUGCCUUCGAUGUUACAACUGAGAAAUAUCAUCAAAUAGAGCUGCUCGACAAUAUGGAACGCAAAACGUAUAACGUGGACUUGGGAGCUUUACAAGAAUGUCUUUGUGCGAUUGCAACUUGUUUAGACAAUGCUGUUAAUGUAUGGAUAAUGAAGGAUUAUGGGGUGAAAGAGUCUUGGACUAUGCUGUAUUGUUUGCAAGGAUGUUUAUCUUCGGGUGCUUAUUUAUACCCCCUUCUUCUUGCUUAUUCCAAAAACGAGGACGGAAUUCUAUUGGAAAAGGAAGGCAUGUCCCUUUUAUGUUAUGACAUAAAUGGUAAGGGGUUCAAGGACUUCAACCUCCCUCAGUUGCAGAAUUUUAAACCCCUUUGCCCUGAGAUUUGUAUGGAAAGUCUCGUUAAACUUGGUGACUAG
Durio zibethinus is the source of this 1167-nucleotide messenger RNA. Its product is annotated as F-box protein CPR1-like. The record is from RefSeq and is a predicted model, not a curated record. Gene Ontology annotation, molecular function: protein binding. Lineage: Eukaryota; Viridiplantae; Streptophyta; Magnoliopsida; Malvales; Malvaceae.